Zychaea mexicana is the source of this 1371-nucleotide messenger RNA. RefSeq lists its product as uncharacterized. The record is from RefSeq and is a predicted model, not a curated record. Gene Ontology annotation, molecular function: protein binding. NCBI's taxonomy places the organism in Eukaryota, Fungi, Mucoromycota, Mucoromycetes, Mucorales, Lichtheimiaceae. The transcript is spliced from 6 exons. Bases 81 to 1184 code for a protein of 367 amino acids.
UAUAUUGAUAUGAAACACUGUAUGGUUUGAAAACAAUAGCUGUAAAUAUUUCAGGGCCGCUUCCUGAAUCCCGAGCACAAAUGUCAGCUACGGUGGACCCCACGUCUGGGAUUGCUUGGUUCUAUGGUGGUCGUGCCACUAAAGCAAAGGAAGAGACCGGAGAACAUGCUUAUUACAAUGAUUUUUACAGUUACGAUGCACGAACGCAAACAUGGGACUGGCCUCCGGUACGAUAUGCUUGGGGACAACGACCCGCACGUUACGGUCAUACUUCGAGCUUAGUCGAAAACCAGUUAUUUAUCCUCGGCGGGAAAACGGCGGUGGUCAAUGCUUCAGGUGAUACCUGGGUCACCAAUCCAGCUGACUUUCAGAGUGUGCUUGUUUUCGACACGGAUGAACGAAAGGCAGUUACUAUGGCCACCAUUGGUGAUACACCUGAUGGAAGAGUGGGAUUCUCGGCUGCAUUAGCACCAGAUGGACACUCUAUUAUAGUGUUCGGUGGACAGGAUGCGCUCACGGGUCAGAGCACUCAAGACGUCUUUUUACUAGACACAUGUACUUUGCAGUGGUCCCAUCCUGACGUUUCCGGUGUUCCGCCUUCAGCACGGUCCGGUCAUCAAGCUGUAACCUACGAUAAAUAUAUGGUUAUUCUAAUGGGUUAUAAAGACGAACAUACAGGCGAGUUUGCUGACGAUAUCGGGGUUUUGGACAUGUCAAAAUGGCAAUGGAUCGAUAGUUUACCGGUUAUCCAGCAAUUUGCCAACGCACAGCAACCCAAUUGUAAAUUUACGAUGCCACAUAUGCCGGAUGGUGAUGGUGGCAAUAAUGGUGGCGGAGGUGACAACAGCGGGCUUCCAUAUGAUCCUACCGUGAUUUCCAAUCCUAAUCAGUCUGACGAUAAUACGACAGCCGUUGCCCUUGGAGCCAGUUUAGGAGUUGCUGGGUUCCUUUUGUGUGCUGGUGCGCUUGUUUUCUAUAUCCGCAGAAUGCGAAAGAACGCCCAUACGCCCAAUCCACGAUGGCUUCCAGGUGCCCUGAAGAAAGAAGCGCCUCUACCAUCAGUAACAGCAUCUGAAACCGACGAAACCAUAUCUAAACCAAACAACAACAUCUCGAUGGACAACUGUAAAAAUAUUCCAGAAAGACCUCCUCCCACAUUAUCAAAUCCGAUCGAACGAGUCUAACAUCAACUUUCAUCCGUUUCUUCUGUUCUUCUCCUCUUUUUUUUACAUAGUACAACAUAUAGCAUCUACUCUUAAUUAUCGCCCUUUUUGUUUUUUUCUCCAUUUUGCAUUUUUCUUGUAUUCAAUAAAUUCUGCUUAUGGCUUAUGCAAGCUCCACCUAGCACUGGGAUGUGCAUAGUUGCGCUAC